Penicillium maclennaniae is the source of this 1914-nucleotide messenger RNA. RefSeq names its product transcription factor domain-containing protein. NCBI's taxonomy places the organism in Eukaryota, Fungi, Ascomycota, Eurotiomycetes, Eurotiales, Aspergillaceae. The record is from RefSeq and is a predicted model, not a curated record. Gene Ontology annotation, molecular function: DNA-binding transcription factor activity, RNA polymerase II-specific; zinc ion binding; DNA binding. The transcript is spliced from 4 exons. Gene Ontology annotation, biological process: regulation of DNA-templated transcription; DNA-templated transcription. The coding region runs from base 1 to 1914 and encodes 637 amino acids.
AUGUCCACCGCGUGCAUCAUAUGCCAUAAACGAAAGGUCCGGUGCGAUUUGGCGACUCACAGUCCUUGCACCAACUGCACGAAGUCUGAUGUGGAUUGCAGACCCUAUACACGCAAACGCAAGCGAUAUACCAACAGCUUAUCCCCUCAACGCAGCGUGGCUACUGAGUCUAUUAGCCGGCGCAGCUCCCAAUUUCCCGACCUCGAGGGCGGGAUCACAGCGCCACGCUUGUCUUCAAGUGGCUCCUGCGGUGAUAAUGCAAUCCCCAAUGUAUCUAACCAGCCCGAGUCGGUGCCCUUGCAAUCGCCAUUACCAUUGCCAGCUUCCGUGAACAAUGUCGAGUCUUUUAUCAAGGAGGAAAGCUACCGCGGGCGCAGCGAGUACUUGGGCGGCAGUGUUCCCUUUGAUGAAAAUAUGGUAAAGCCCGGCCAUGAAACGAGCUACACCAGCCCCCAAGCAUCGGCUGCCGACUUGCGAAUGUUGCGUGAACAGGGCGCAUUUGAACUCCCUCCGGUCGCUGUCCAGAGACAGCUGAUGGACAGUUUCAAUAAAUACUGUGUUCCUUGGACACCCGUCAUCGACCCUAAAUGGCUCGAUGAAAUUGCACCGCCAUCUAUGCUCCUCUUACAGUCAAUAUUCUUAGCCGGUAGCAGGGUUUCCAAGGCUCAUUUGGAUUAUGGGUCCAGCGAGGUCUUCUACCGACGCGCAAAGCUCUUAUUCUUCUUCGGCGGUGGCAACGAUGCAUUAAUCUCGAUCGUGGCUGCCUGUCUACUGCAUUGGUAUAAUCCGGUAGGCCCGGAAGACGUGUCUACUGACACAAGCGGGUUUUGGAUUCGAACCGCGGGGGCCAUGGCCUUUCAAAUUGGUCUUCACAAAGAGCCCCCGCCCAACGCAAGAUAUCGAGGCCUGCGUCGGCGUUUAUGGUGGUCUUUAGUGAUUCGAGACAAUGUCAUAUCGGUGGGAGUCGGGCGACCGAGAACGAUUAAUCUCAGGGAUAGCGACGUACUUCCGCCCUCGAUGAAUGAUUUCCCUGUCAAAGAUUUCCAAGCACAAGUCUUCUUGGCGUAUUGCACGAUAUCUUGCCACCUGGGAGAUACUGUCGAGUACUACCUACGAAAGGAGAUCUCUCGAAAACGUCGCGUUGAUCUGGAAAACGCCGUGUAUCGAUGGGCAAAACAAGUCUUUCCGAAACUGCGUACCUCCGCUACCCUUCAGGAAGAUAGCACAACCUCUAAUUUUGAGGUUCAGCAACUAUUGGUCAUGUACUUUGUCGUAUUGACCAUUCUUCAUCGCUCACCUACACCAGGCAGUGUCCCGCCGGCAGGAGCUCUCGUGGCGUCUUCUUUUAUCGCGGGCAUCUAUGAAGAGUUCCUUCUUCGGGACGAACUUCGCUACCUAGGACCCGUCUUUGCCUUUUAUCCACUAUGUGCCGGAUUGUCUCUGCUUUCCAGCUGCCGUUAUCCACAGUUGCAGAUUACAGCCGAACACGAGCUGACAGUGAUCAAACUCUCCCUUCAGAAGCUAUCGGAACGGUGGCUUUCGGCAGUUGGGCCUCUGCGGGCUCUCAGCAAAUUGACCGAAAAAGUCCGAGACCAAGGACCCUUUGAAGGUCCACCUCCAACUCUUGACUUCGACACCGCCUCUUUUUUCGAAGGUUUCGACGUCAAAUUGUGCAAGCAGUGGCGCCUCAUUGGGCAAGUCGCUGAACCCGCAGGCUCUACUCUAGGCACCGCGGCUACCUGUACCAUGGCCGACGUGCAAGACGCCGAUUCUCUGCCAGUCUUUGACACUCGGCUGGAUGAGCCGGUCGAGACAUUCAAUUUUACCCCUCUUGACACCAAUCCGGAGCCAUUUGGCACCAAUUGGGAGGGCUCGGGUUUUGAUUGGAGCGGCUCAUGGCUCCUCAACGUUUGA